Molecule: messenger RNA, 525 nt
Organism: Guillardia theta CCMP2712
Lineage: Eukaryota; Cryptophyceae; Pyrenomonadales; Geminigeraceae
Exons: 5
Biological process (GO): ubiquinone biosynthetic process
Cellular component (GO): mitochondrial inner membrane
Molecular function (GO): lipid binding
Source: RefSeq, a predicted model, not a curated record
CUCCUGGAGUGCGCCCUUGAGAAUGUUCACCAGCAUGGCUGGACCGUGCAGGCGCUGUCUACCGCCGCCAUGUCGAUGGGGCUGUCUCCGAGCAUCCAUGGCAUCUUCCCCAGCGUGACUUGUACUACCAGAGGAGCUGUCGAGCUAGUGGAGUUCUUUCAGGAGAAAUGCCAUGCCGAGUGGCUGACAGAGCUGAGGGCUAUGGACACGUCGACUAUGAGCUAUCCAGACGUCCUGACAAAAAUUCUCUUCAUGCGCCUCGUGAAACUCGCUCCAUACGUCAGCUCUUGGCCGCAGGCCAUUGCUAUCCUCGCCUUCCCCAGCAACCUUCCUGGAGCCGUUGCUACUUUGGCUCGAACAAGCGACGUCGCAUGCGUGCAGGCAGGUGACGGGAAUGUGGAUGCAAGCUGGUUCAGCAAGCGGAUUGCGGUCGGGGGCCUCUACGUCGGAGCAGAGUUCUACAUGCUCACCGACUACUCGGAGGAUUUCAAAGACACAGAAGACUUCAUUCGACGACAGGUCUCC